Molecule: messenger RNA, 2197 nt
Organism: Linderina pennispora
Lineage: Eukaryota; Fungi; Kickxellomycota; Kickxellomycetes; Kickxellales; Kickxellaceae
Exons: 1
Coding region: 113-1900 (595 amino acids)
Biological process (GO): RNA polymerase I preinitiation complex assembly; nucleolar large rRNA transcription by RNA polymerase I
Cellular component (GO): RNA polymerase transcription factor SL1 complex; RNA polymerase I core factor complex
Molecular function (GO): RNA polymerase I core promoter sequence-specific DNA binding
Source: RefSeq, a predicted model, not a curated record
GCAUUUUGCACAUUCCACAAGGCAACUGUACAGUUAUUAUUGCAUGUUUUCCCAACACAGCGGUACCUUGCGUUCCAGCAAGCGGCGUUGCGCGGUAUGCGGGACCAAAAAGAUGGCGGUGCGGGCGGACGGGCGUAUGGCAUGCAAGUACGGACACAUGCAGGAGGGCGUGGUAGUUGAGGCAGCUGAGGAUUUUGUUGCAGGGACGCGCAAGCGACAGACGAACGGGGUGCGAUCUAUAGGCAAGUGGAAGCUGCGGCAGCUAAAUCGGCUGUACGGUGACGACACGCGGUUUCUGAUUCUGCAGUCAUACCAGCUGAUCCUGAAGCGGCAGUUGCACGCUCUGGUACACGAUCUGGGGGCGCCCGAAGCGCUAAUCGGUGUGGUGCAGAAUCUAUGGCUCAUGUACGUAUCCAAGAUCGAAAACAUGCGGUUGCCGGUCUACCAGGUGGAGGACGAGGAGCUGGAGGAUGCAAUGGGCGAGGGUGGCCAGGCGGACAAUGACGAGCGGGUAACGGCCGAUUCGCUGUUCCGGCAAUAUACGCAGACGCAGGACGACUCGCUUGAUACAUUUCUGCGCAAUGUCGAUGAGGAUAUCGUGCGAGACGAGGAGGAGAUGGCAGCGUGGGAGGAGCGGCACGGGUGGACGGGGCAUGAGGAAGGCACCCAGAAAGCGGGGCUAGAGAGUGGCUCUGAGAGGAAAGGGUCAGAGUGGCGCACGAAGCGGAGUCUGGGGAAGGGGUAUGAGGGCGAGCUUGAGCAUGGCAUGCACCUGGCGUACCUGCCAGCGAUAAUCAGCCUGGGGUUCGCGUGGCUGCGGUACCCGUUCUCGGUGGGCGACAUGAUCCGGCUGACAAGCGACGAGUCGAUUCCAUAUGGGAACGUGCAUGGGCUGCUUCCGGAGGCGUUCCGGGAGCGCAUGGGAAAGUCUGUUUGCCUAACGUUCGUCUGUGGAUCGGCGCUCGGGCACAAGCAGCUGCGGUCGCUGAUGAUGGCGUUUGAGAACUUCUACGGGCGGCAUUACGGCAUAGAGUUUUCGGCAGUGGAGCCGCCGAUCCUGGUGCUGUCGUUGCUGAAGCGGCUGAACAUCAGCCUGCAGUUCUACCCGGUCGUCAUGCGGAUCGUCGAGGCAGCAAACAUCAAUAUUGCGGCACCCAAGAGGGACCGCACGUUGGCGACUGAGAGGGUGCUGGCAGCGAUUGUUCUUGCGCUGCAGCUGCACUACGGGUUGGACGAGGUGGAGCGUGUGGCGAGCCCAGACACGGCAGAGUUUGCAUGCGGGCUCCCAGCGCUGCAGGAGUUCCUGGACCGGUGGUGUGGGGACUGGGAGCGCGAGGCGGCAGUUAGCGUGUAUCCGGCGCUGGCCACGCUGGAUGAGGAGCGGCUGGAGGCGUACAUUGAGUAUUCGCGGCGCAUGUCGACUCGGGCGGCGGUAUCGAUAACGGACGUAAAGUACCGCGAGCUGGGGCGCAAAUACCAGCACUUGCUGGACACCUUGGGGGUUGGCAGUGCUGCCGGACGGGAGACGGCAGUAGCAGAUGAGCAGAUGGCGGAGCUGGAGAAGCGGCUGACGCCGAUCCGCAUGCCUUGCACUGGCACGGGCCACAGCGGCACCCGCAUGCGGCAGUUCGGCGGACUGGCGCAGCCGCUGGAGAGCCGGGCGGGGCUGGAGAGCGGGCAGCUGAUUGCCUGGUACCCCUAUCCGCUGCAGCCCGGGUACGCGGUAGCGGUGCUGGGGCUGGUAAUAGGGCGGUGCGCGAUGCUGGCGGGGGUCAGCCAGAGCCGAAUGCUGGCUCUGGUGAGCAUGUGCAGCAGGGAGCUGUUUGACGACGAGCUCACAGAGGACUUGGUGGGAGCAAGGAAAGCAAAGGGCUACAUUAGGACUUUUCACCAAGAAUAACUAGCACUGGCCUUCCUCCUUGGGCGCCAUGGCGCGCGACUCCUCCUCGGUGACCCACAGCAUCUUGCUGAUAUUGGGCGACUCCUGGAACACCAUGGUGUCUUCGCCGACGCGGCGGAUCUUGCCGUAGCGCGUGGUGGUGAGCUGCAGGAAGCCCUUGAAGAGCUUGGCCUCGGCGCCCUCCAGGCGCAGGAUGUCGCCGUUGCGGAUGUGCUUGCCGUCGUCGCCCCAGAUGUUCAUCAUUACGCUGGCGGUGCGGUCGGCCACGAUGAAGGAGUGGAUGGUCUGGCCGUCGCG